GCGUGCGCCUGCGCACGACAGGCCGGAGGAGUCUUACCCUAAUGUAAGAUGGUGGCCCGUCUGGCUGUAGAACCCACCGAAAGCUGAGAGUCUCUCUCUCAGCCGUAAAGGUCGGACUCGCUGAAGCAAUCAGGCCCGGUUGUGAAGAGUUUUUUCCCCGACCCGCGUUCAGUGGUAUCUGACAAGGACGAGGCGGCGCGCGGAGUCGGCUACGGGAAAAGCGAGGCACGGCUGGCGGGUCUUCAGAGUCUACGUUUUAGCUGUCAGUGCUGAACUUCCUUCUCCCUUAAAUUAUUAUAAACUUUUGCUGCUGUUUAAUAAACGUGAAGAUGUCUCGCAGUCCAGAUGCGAAGGAAGACCCUGUGGAAUGCCCUCUUUGCAUGGAGCCCUUGGAGAUAGAUGACAUCAACUUUUUCCCUUGCACCUGUGGCUACCAGAUUUGCCGAUUUUGUUGGCAUCGAAUUCGCACUGAUGAAAAUGGGCUUUGUCCUGCAUGUAGAAAGCCAUAUCCAGAAGACCCAGCAGUAUAUAAACCACUCUCCCAGGAAGAACUGCAAAGGAUAAAGAAUGAGAAAAAACAGAAACAAAAUGAGAGAAAACAGAAAAUAUCAGAAAAUCGCAAACAUUUGGCUAGUGUACGUGUUGUACAAAAAAACCUCGUCUUUGUUGUAGGUCUGUCUCAGCGCCUAGCAGACCCAGAGGUUUUAAAACGACCAGAAUAUUUUGGGAAGUUUGGUAAAAUCCAUAAAGUUGUCAUCAAUAAUAGCACAUCAUACGCAGGCUCACAGGGUCCAAGUGCCAGUGCUUAUGUAACCUAUAUCCGGUCAGAAGAUGCUCUCAGAGCCAUACAGUGUGUCAACAACGUGGUGGUAGAUGGCAGAACACUUAAGGCAUCUCUAGGUACAACAAAAUAUUGCAGUUACUUCUUAAAGAAUAUGCAGUGCCCAAAGCCCGACUGCAUGUAUCUACAUGAAUUGGGGGAUGAGGCGGCCAGCUUCACAAAAGAGGAAAUGCAGGCAGGUAAACACCAAGAAUAUGAACAGAAGCUGCUGCAAGAAUUAUAUAAAUUAAAUCCCAAUUUUCUUCAGCUGUCCACGGGUUCAGUUGACAAGAAUAAGAACAAAGUGACACCACUGCAGAGGUACGACACCCCCAUUGACAAACCUUCAGAUUCUCUCAGUAUAGGGAAUGGUGAUAAUUCACAGCAGAUAUCUAACAGUGAUACGCCUUCACCACCACCUGGUUUAUCAAAAGCCAACCCAGUCAUCCCCAUCAGUUCGUCCAAUCACAGUGCACGGUCUCCUUUUGAAGGGGCAGUAACAGAGUCACAGUCGUUAUUCUCAGACAACUUUCGUCACCCCAACCCCAUCCCAAGUGGGCUUCCUCCUUUCCCCAGCUCCCCGCAGACAUCCAGUGACUGGCCGACAGCACCUGAACCACAGAGUCUCUUUACAUCAGAAACAAUUCCAGUUUCAUCCUCUACAGACUGGCAAGCAGCGUUUGGCUUCGGUUCUUCUAAACAGCCGGAAGAUGACUUGGGCUUUGAUCCCUUUGAUGUCACGCGAAAAGCCUUAGCAGAUCUGAUCGAGAAGGAGCUGUCAGUUCAAGACCAAGCUCCGCGCUCACCCACAGCACGCCAGAACUCCUCCUCACACACUACAGCUGCCAAAGGUCCAGGCUCGGGCUUCCUGCAUCCUGCUGCAUCUGCAAAUGCCAACUCUCUCAAUAGUACCUUUUCAGUCUUGCCACAGAGGUUCCCUCAAUUUCAGCAGCACCGAGCAGUUUAUAAUUCGUUCAGUUAUCCAGGCCAGGCCACCCGCUAUCCUUGGAUGGCCUUUCCACGCAAUAGCGUCAUGCACUUGAACCACACAGCAAACCCCACCUCAAAUAGUAAUUUCUUGGACUUGAAUCUUCCGCCACAGCACAACACAGGUCUGGGAGGGAUCCCUAUAGCAGACAACAGCAAUUCUGUAGAGAGUUUAAAUAUGAAGGAAUGGCAGGACGGGCUAAGGGCACUUCUACCCAACAUUAACAUCAACUUUGGUGGACUGCCCCAUUCUUCCUCCCCCUCCAACGCCAGCCACAGUGUACCAACGUCCAACACUGCCACCACGGACGGCCUGAGUUGGGACAGCCCUGGCAGCUGGACAGACCCAGCCAUCAUCACAGGUAUUCCAGCAUCUUCAGGAAACAGUUUAGACUCUCUUCAAGAUGACAAUCCUCCGCACUGGCUCAAAUCCCUCCAGGCCCUCACAGAGAUGGACGGCCCCAGCGCUGCCCCCCCCCAGCCCCACCACAGCGCCCCCUUCAGUACACAGAUCCCGCUGCACAGAGCCAGCUGGAACCCCUACCCUCCUCCUUCAAAUCCUUCCAGCUUCCACUCCCCACCCCCAGGCUUCCAGACGGCCUUCAGACCCCCCAGCAAGACCCCCACAGAUCUACUACAGAGCUCGACACUGGACCGCCACUAGGGAAGCGCAGGCGCCGGUAGCAGAGGCAGGAUUUGGCCGCCCCGUUUCUCCCUCUCAGCCCGCCCACAGCUCCCCACCAUCUCUUAAGUUCUGAAGAAUCCGGUUCCGAUCAGUUUACCUUCUCCCCACCCCAUGCAGUGCGAUCACAGGGUCAUUGCCAUCUCUUCUUUCAUUAUUAUUGUAAACAUUUCUGUUUAUCCAGCAUUUGAGUGACACUGUGGAAUGUUUCCUGAAAUGCCUUUUUAAGGAGGGGGAAAAAAAAAGAAAGAAAUCAAAGGUAGUCUCGAUACUUUAGAAAAUUACCGUUUGUCUGUUGCGCAUAAUAAUGACGUAAUCUGUUUAGCAGAAAAUGACGAUUAAUCUCUAGGGAAGGUCACGUCUUGCGUACCCAGCUGCAGAAGUUUGACAACCGGGUGGAUCCACUGAGAUUGCCCAGUGCACGGGGGGAGCUGCGGCCCGGGCCAUGGGCGCUCAGCCUGUCACUACUGCAGGGAAAACGCUUUGCAUCUCAUUUAAUUUGUAAUCCUGUUGGCAAGUUGAUGGGGAGGACUUGAUUGUGUCGCUGAGCAAAAGAAUUUAUUGGAAGUUGAUGGAAGGACGAAUUGGUCCGUAGCAGUAAAUGGCCUGUCGCUAAAGCGUUUCUGUGAGGGGGAAGUGAUUUUUCUUUUUUUUUAAGGAGAAAAAAAAUUUGGGCUUUAGAUUUAAAGUAAAUUCAAAUGUUUUAAAGAAAAAAGUAUUCACAGAUUUAAUACCGACACCUAAGAUCAGAGCUGAACUAUGAGUGAUUUCUUCAGUCUUUGUCCUGUCAGAGCCUUUGUUUUCUUUGACAUUAAGUUCACCUGAGAGGGCACUGUGGCAAGCCCUGCUCUGGGGCCUUCACCACCGGGAGCAAAUCUCUGACCUCCACCUGCAGCUUUUACUUAACCCUGUAGUUCCUGGACGUUCGUGCAGUAUUGACAAGACAGGAGAAAGAGAGCUGGAACCUGGUUAUAACCUGACGCUAAAACUAAAAACAAGGAAAUGUACCUCUUUCUUCAGAAUUAAAACUAAAAUCUUAAAUAAAACACAAAACCUUGAUGACGAC
Messenger RNA from Orycteropus afer afer, 3555 nucleotides. RefSeq names its product CCR4-NOT transcription complex subunit 4 (gene CNOT4). The record is from RefSeq and is a predicted model, not a curated record. Lineage: Eukaryota; Metazoa; Chordata; Mammalia; Tubulidentata; Orycteropodidae. Gene Ontology annotation, cellular component: CCR4-NOT complex. Gene Ontology annotation, biological process: protein ubiquitination. Gene Ontology annotation, molecular function: RNA binding; ubiquitin-protein transferase activity; metal ion binding.